Schistocerca gregaria is the source of this 5253-nucleotide messenger RNA. RefSeq lists its product as uncharacterized. The transcript is spliced from 8 exons. NCBI's taxonomy places the organism in Eukaryota, Metazoa, Arthropoda, Insecta, Orthoptera, Acrididae. The record is from RefSeq and is a predicted model, not a curated record. Bases 77 to 4765 code for a protein of 1562 amino acids.
AAAACUGUCGUUGGUUACUCGUUUCUAUAGCAACAGUGGUAUAAAUCGGAGGUACAAAGAAUGAAAAAUUUUAGUCAUGUUUUUUAUUAGGCAUUCUCGCUUAUUUAACAGAAAGGGAGAUGCAGAACAAUGUCUUGUAUGUCAUAAAAGGAGUGAAGGUCGUCUGAAACGGUAUGAGUCGUGUACAGACACCCGUGCCUGGAGUCUCGACAGUCGAGAGAGAGCAAGUUACGUUCUAGAUUUAAUGUCAUCUAUUGCGCGAGAAGAUAAGCUGAACAAAGAAAAAGCUCUUGAAGAUAUUUCCCCACAAGGAAAGGUAUCGCCUUCUGGAUUUGGAAAAGAAUAUACUUCUGAAGCAGUAGAACAUGUAGGUGCUCUUCAUGGCGAAAGUGUUGGAGUUGCUCUCCAGUCAGGAAAUUUGCCAUUGAAACAUAUUGAAAAGGAAUCAGAAGAAGGAAUUCAUGAUGAUAUUUCUGAAUCUUCUCUUCAUGCUAGGAAAUUUACUCGGAUUGCAGCUCUACAGCUUAAUCCUGCUUAUGAUUCUGAGGCUAUCCAGUCAGAGACUCAGUUUGAAGAGACAAUUGGAGGAGAAGAUGAAACUCUUGCAAUUGGAACAGAAGAUGAAACUCUUGCAAUUGGAGGAGAAGAUGAAACUCUUCCUUAUUUCAAUCUUAAUGAGGAACCAUUUGAAGAGAGCACUUUUGAUGAUAUUUCUAAAUCUUCUCUCCAUGGAGGGAAAUUUACUCGGAUUGCAGCUUUAGGGCCGAAUCCUGCUCGUGUUUGUGCAUGUAGUGACAAAAAAGAAUUACCUAAAGAAAACAUUGUUUAUGGUAAACAAAGUGGAGUCCCUCUUCAAUAUUCAGAUACUAAUGCUGAGAAGAAAUCUCAUGAGGCUAUCCAAUCAGAGACUCAGUUUGAAGAGACAAUUGGAGGACAAGAUGAAACUCUUGCAAUUGGAACAGAAGAUGAAACUCUUGCAAUUGCAACAGAAGAUGAAACUCUUGCAAUUGGAACAGAAGAUGAAACUCUUGCAAUUGGAGGAGAAGAUGAAACUCUUCCUUAUUUCAAUCUUAAUGAGGAACCAUUUGAAGAGACCAGUUUUGAUGAUAUUUCUAAAUCUUCUCUCCAUGGAAGGAAAUUUACUCGGAUUGCAGCUUUAGGGCCUAAUCCUGCUCGUGUUUGUGGAUGUAGUGACAAAAAAGAAUUGCUGAAUGUACCUAAAGAAAACAUUGUUUAUGGUAAACAAAGUGGAGUUCCUCUUCAAUAUGCAGAUAUUAAAGUUGAGAAGAAAUCUGAUGAUGCUAUCCAAUCAGAGAAUCAGUUUCAAGAGAAAAUUAGAGGAGAAGAUGAAACUCUUCCGGUGGAUCGUAUCAAGCAGGAAUCAGUUGCUGAGGAUAUUCUUAAUGAUGUUUUUGAAUCUUCUCUGCAUGGACAGAAAUUUACUCGGUUUGCAGCUCUAAGGCCUAACCCAGCUCGUAACUGUGUAUGUAGUGCUGCAGCAGAAUUGUUAGCUUCCUCUAAAGGAAAUGUACUGUAUACAGUUUCUCUUCAACCACCAAAUACUAAAGCCGAGAAAAAAUCUAAUGAAUUGUUAAAUUCCUCCCAAGGAAAUGCUUUCUAUACUGUUUCUCUUCAACCACUAUAUAUUGAAGCUGAGAAAAUGCCUGAUGAGACAUUCCACAAACAGAAUCUUUCAUUUAAGAAAAGUGGAGCAGAAGCUGAAACAAAUCCUCCUUUUGACAAUAUCAAACAGGAAUCAGUUGCUGAAGACAUUAUUAAAAAUGUUUUUGAAUCUUCUCUCAAUGGAGAAAAAUUUACUCACAUUGCUGCUCUAAGGCCUAAUCCAGAACUGAUGACCUUGGCUAAUGAAUAUGUGUAUGAUGUUGUACGAAACUCAGUUUCUUUGAAAAAAGAGCAAAUUGGAAGCCAUUAUAAGCAUGUAAUGCCAAAUGAGAAAAUAACUUACUCUGCGCAGUUAACUUCAUCUGCAGGACUCAAGAAACAUGAGGAUGAAGCAUUAGCACUUAAAGUUGAAAGAGACUCUUACAGAGAACAGAUGGAUCUGCCAUCUACCAAAUGUCCACGUAAAGUAGUAAAGGGAAAAUCUUUUGUAUUGCAGGAAGAGAUGGGAUAUCACAGUUUUGUCGAAGGCUCUCCUGCUACCAGCUCUAAACACAGUGCAUUGAAGGAAGAAAAUUCUGUCUCUGAGGAGAAUCCAUCAGUACAAUAUGUUUCAGUUUCUAAAUCACCUCAUAUUUCUGUUAUUGAAAUAGGGGAUGAAACAGAAAUUUCUGCACAAGACAGAAAAGAAUGGAAAAACUUUGAUAGUGAGCAGAUGAAUCAACCACCUUCUGGAUGUUCAUGUAAUGCAACAAUGCAGCCAAGCCAUAUGCUAAAGGCAGAUAAAUCACUGGUUAAUGUUCCAAUUCCAGAAGCAGAAAGAAAGGCAUAUGCUGCCAGAGAAAUGAAUGGCUAUGAUGACAGCAAGAAGAAUUCUAGUCAGUAUGCUGAAGACAAUAUAUCAUUUGAUUCAGAAAGUGAUUGUUGUAAGCAACGUGUCCAUGCAUGCAGAGAAGCAAAUCCAGCAGGUUCCGUGCUACAGGAAGAAGCUGUACUGCCUGGCAGUGGAAUGGAAUAUAUUCUAAUUCCUGUUCCUCAAGAACAAGAAGCAGAAUUUAAUUUUUUGGAAAUGGAAGUAGGGAACUAUGAUCCAGCAAAACAAGCAAGCCAUAUGCCAAAGAAACACAAAUUAACUGCAGACGUUCCUGAUUUUGAAGCAAUGGCUGUAUCUGUCAGUGAAAUGCAAAAACAAGGGGACAUUCCUGUACCAUAUGGCAAAAUGAAUGUCCCCGUUGGUGGCAACAUGGAUUCUAGUCAGUAUGGUGAAGAGAAUAUAUCAUAUUCAGAAAGUGAUUGCUGUAUGCAACGUGUCCAUGCAUGUAGAGAAGCAAUGCCAGCAGGUUCUGUACUAAAAGAAGAAGCUGUACUCCCUGGCAGUGCAAUGGUAUAUUUUCUAAUUCCUGUUCCUCAAGGACCAAGAGCAGAAUUUAGUUUCUCAGAAAAGGAAGUACAGAGCAAUGGUAUAAUAAAAAGUGAAGUGAAUGGCUCUGAUGGUGGAAACAUACACAAUGGAAUUAAUUCCAAUCACUACACUGAAGAGGAAGUAUCAUUUGAAACAGAAGGUAGCUCUAAACAGCAGCAUAUGUGUGCUUGUAGAGAAGCAAAGAAAGUAGGCUCUGUACAACAAGAAGAAACUGAUCUUCCAGCUUGUGGAAGGGUAUAUUUUCUAAUUCCAGUUUCCCAAGUACAAGAUACAGAGUUUAAUGCUCCAGGAAAGGAAGGGAACAUCUAUGGUGAUAAAGCAAAAGAGACUGAGAAACUAAUCUAUGGUGACAAAUCACCAGUAAAUGUUCCAACUUCAGAAAUAAAAAUAGAAACAUUUACUAUCAGAGAAAUGAAGAGUGAUAAUGAAAGUUACAUGGGUUCUAGUCGGUAUAUUGUAGAUGAUAUAUCUUUUGAUUCAGGAACUGAUUUUGCUAAGCUACGUAUGUGUGGAUAUAGAGAAGCAAGGGAAGUAGAAUCUUCAGAAACAUCAGUUAGAGAUGUUAUGUACUUAGAUGAACAUGAGGAAUCUCUCAAUAGAGAUGGAAACAUCCACAUGGAGGAGAGUGAAAAACUAGUCUGUGGUGACAAGUUGUCAGUAAAUGUUCCAACUCCAGAAAUACAAAUAACAGCAAGUACUGUUGGAAAAAUGAAGAGCUAUGAUGAAAGUAAAAUGGAUUCUAUUCGGUAUAUUGUAGAUGAUAUAUCUUUUGAUUCAAGAACUGACUUUUCUAAGCUACGUAUCUAUGGAUGUAGAGAAGCAAGGGAAGUAGAAUCGUCAGAAACAUCAGCUACAGAUGUUAUGCACUUAGAUGAACACGGGGAACCUCAUCACAGAGAUGGAAACAUCCAUAGUGAAGAGUCUGAGAAAUUAUUACGAUCAUUUGAUGUAGAGAGAAAAUUUUACAAGGAACAGAUGGAUACAGCCAUUAGAAAGUUGAAUGAUCGAGUCAAAGAAACAGAGGCUUUACGUGCUGAGAGAGAUUCACUAAAGACUGAUCUAGAUGCAGCCCAGCAUUACAUAAAACAGCACAAAAAAGCCGUAGAUAAGUUGAACAGCAUGAGAAAAGUGGAUGAACAACUGUCUCGAGAAAAUGAAGUACUUUUGAAGAAAAUUUAUCAGCUUAGUUACACUGCUUUCAAUCAGCAGACAACAAUUUCUAAAUUGAAGAAUAAGUUGAAACAGAAGUCAAAGAAUUGCAGUUAUGUACAGAACAGUAACUCUAGUGGAAAAGGUAGUGGUGAAUUUAAACCAGUUCAUAUCCUGUAUCCAACCAGCAAGAAUAAUUUAAUGGUGCCACAUAAAUCAGUUUUCUUAGAAUCAUACUCUCAAUAUCCACUCAAAAAUUCAACAUCAGAUGCUGCAAGCAGAUAUAAUAUGAGUGAGGGUGAUAGAAGUUCAUUCAGUCACAUGAAUGCAAACAGGGCUUUUGUUGAGGAGACUGUUAAUCAUCUACAAAUCACUGCAAUUACUGAUCAUAAUCCACAAAACAAGAAAUAUCUUGAUCUGAAGAAAACUAUCAGAAGAGAGAAGGAUGACUUAUUGAAAGUGACAAAACUUAUACAGUUCCAGCAGGGUAUCAUUUCAAACUUAAGUAAUUGCAUUGAUAAUGAAAAAAUGUUGCUCUCUGAGCUUAACAAUGCAAAAAAGGAAAAAAAGUGAACCUUUCUGUGAUUGAACUCUUGCCACUGCUUCAUAGGGAAGAAAACUGUGCAUUUGAAGAAGGAAGCAUGGCUAUUUCUGUGCACACGACGCUUCACUUCUCUAAGCAUUAAAUUAUUAGUUACACCACUGAAUAUUUUUUGUAUUACAUGUGUUUGUCUGAUCAACUUUUCUUGAGACGUUUUGUCAUUGUAAGGACCCAAGUGUUUGUCAAAAUCAAUCUGUUGUUUCUUUGUAAUAAAAUAAAUUUUCUCUAUUCAUUAUAGAACAUUCAUUGCUUGUAUUUAUUGUUUGGUUUGUUAAUUUUAAAAUAAUUUUAAUUUGUAUUUUAUGUCCAACAAACUGAGAUUUUUAGUGACAGCAUAUCACGCAAGAUUUGAAUCUUGAGUCAGUCAAUUAACAGCCUUGCAUGAAACUGUUUUUCAUAAAAUUUCAUGUUGUUUUCUAUAAAAAUAAAGUGGGGUGCAUCAUUAUAUUGACCAUGUGGA